Molecule: messenger RNA, 600 nt
Organism: Acanthoscelides obtectus
Lineage: Eukaryota; Metazoa; Arthropoda; Insecta; Coleoptera; Chrysomelidae
Source: the annotation of a GenBank genome assembly
AUGGGGCACGCCCACGAUACAUUUGUUUGCGACAAAUCGAUCGCGGGUUGUGCCAGCCUAUGCUGCAAGGAAUGUCAAAGAUCAGCAAGUAACCUUCACGAAUGCCUUCAGCAGGCAGUGGAACUUUCAAUUAGCAUGAAUACUUCCUCCUCCAUGCUUGAUUCCACGAGUGCUGCGACAUCUCAAUCACGCUUCAGGAACGUACAUCGUCAUAGCGCCGAGAUGGGAAAAAGUUUUCUGAAGGGCAGAUCUAAAAGCGCGAGCGUUAGCCCCUCCCCUUCACAUACGGAAUCUGCACCAUCAUCUAAUAGACUUGUCGACGAAUCAACCACUCUCCCAAAGCCGCUCACUAAGAUUGGAAGCCUGGAAAAUACGGAGUGGGCUAGGGCCCUAACUCACUGGAAAGAAGACGUCCAACUGUUUACUAGCUCUUGGAAAAAAUCAUCGUUGAAAACAUAUUCAGCACCAUGGAAGGAAUGGCUAGCAUGGUGUUCUAGAAAUAACAUCAUUCCACAAGACCUCUCUCCAGACCAUCUAGCACAUUACCUGGGAUAUUUACACAUGGAGAAGAAACUCGCCCUCUCAACAAUAAAGCUCUAA